Messenger RNA from Mauremys mutica (yellowpond turtle), 471 nucleotides. RefSeq names its product ribonuclease-like. NCBI's taxonomy places the organism in Eukaryota, Metazoa, Chordata, Testudines, Geoemydidae. The coding region runs from base 1 to 471 and encodes 156 amino acids. The record is from RefSeq and is a predicted model, not a curated record. Gene Ontology annotation, molecular function: nucleic acid binding. The transcript has a single exon.
AUGGCCCUGAAGGGAGCCCUCCCUGCACUCCUGCUGCCCCUCGUCCUGCUGGUCACUGGUCUGGCCCUGGCCCGAGGGGAGUCGCGCUAUGAGAAGUUCCUGAGGCAGCAUGUGGACGCCUCUGACCCCAGCCCUCCAGACACCCGGCGCUACUGCAACCUCCUGAUGCGGCGCCGGGACCUGGCCACUGCCCACAAGUGCAAACACCUCAACACCUUCAUCCACAGCAGUGCCGACCAGAUCGAGCCCGUCUGUGGGGACGGCGGGGAGCCGGCUGGAGGAGACCUGCGCCUCAGCGAAGGCCCCUUCCCCCUCACUGUCUGUGAGCUCCAAGGAGGGUCUGAUCCCCCCAACUGUGACUACAGCGGGUCCAGUAGCACCAGCAGAAUCGUCAUCGCCUGCGUCGAUGGGGAACCAGUCCACUUUGAGACACAGGUUGAGAGCCAGGCAGGGGAGGGGGAUGAGCUAUGA